Pleuronectes platessa (European plaice) is the source of this 1193-nucleotide messenger RNA. Its product is annotated as histone H1-like. Lineage: Eukaryota; Metazoa; Chordata; Actinopteri; Pleuronectiformes; Pleuronectidae. Gene Ontology annotation, molecular function: DNA binding; structural constituent of chromatin. Gene Ontology annotation, biological process: nucleosome assembly. The transcript has a single exon. Gene Ontology annotation, cellular component: nucleosome. The coding region runs from base 36 to 662 and encodes 208 amino acids. The record is from RefSeq and is a predicted model, not a curated record.
GAUACUCUGUCAUUGAUCUAUACGCAAAGAGAAAGAUGUCAGAAGCCGCUCCAGCUCCCGCUCCAGCCGCCGCCAAGGUCAAAGCGGCCAAGAAGAAGGUCGUGAAACCGAAGACCGCCGGCCUAAGUGUCAGUGAGCUCAUUGUGAAGGCCGUGUCCGCGUCCAAGGAGCGCAGUGGCGCGUCAGUGUCCGCCCUCAAGAAGGCUCUGGCGGCCGGAGGCUACGAUGUGGAGAAGAACAAUUCCCGCGUCAACACCACCAUCAAGAAGCUGGUGAUCAGCGGGACCCUGGUCCAGACCAAGGGAGCCGGGGCCACCGGCUCGUUCAAGAUGAGCAAGAAGGUGGAGACCAAGGUCCAGAAGCCGGUGAAGAAGGCCGCUCCCAAAGCGAAGAAGCCCGCCGCCAAGAAACCCGCAGUGGCUAAAAAGCCCAAGUCGGCGGCCGCCAAGAAGCCAGCAGCCGCUAAAAAGUCCCCGAAGAAGGUGACCAAACCAGCAGCGGCCAAGACGCCCACCAAGAGCCCCAAGAAGGUGGCGAAGAGCCCCAAGAAAGUGGCGAAGAGCACUAAGAAGGUGGUGAAAAAGGCCCCUGCUGCCAAGAAAGCCCCCGCGAAGAAGGUCGCCAAACCCAAAGCGAAGAAGACAGCAGCCAAGAAGAAGUGAGCUGUCCUCACUGUGAAACAUGUCCAUCCUGGUAAAAGGCUCUUUUAAGAGCCACACACGUCUUUCCAAAAAGAGCUGUUUCCUCAUCAAUCAUCACCACUGCCAAUACAUAUGUAGAGACAGAGUUCUUAACUAAAGGGACUCAAGUUUGAUAGAAAUAUAUUUAAGGUUUUUCGUUCAAUGUUAAGAUUUAGAAGUUAGUUAACAUCAAAUAAUAUAUAAACAUAGCUUUAGACUCUGUGUGAAGGAGAGGCAGACUACUACUGACGCACAUAUGAAAACCUGAUUCAUGUGAAAUACGUCUUUAAUCCAACAUGUGACCGGACACACGGCACCUAACUUUUAAAAGCUCAUGUUACAGAUUAAGCAAAGGUACCAGAGUGAUUGUUUAUGACUACAUUACUAUCAUAUAAUAGUUUGUAAGAUGUGUAACCAAUAGAUAUGUUUACUUCUCACCCUAGAUUUGCAUAAUGACAAAUGUAAAGAGGGUGAAUGUUGCAUUCAAUUUAUUCUACCCACAGUAGUUUCUAU